This is a messenger RNA of Gallus gallus (chicken), 2892 nucleotides long. RefSeq names its product Ras related GTP binding A (gene RRAGA). Gene Ontology annotation, cellular component: nucleus; lysosome; Gtr1-Gtr2 GTPase complex. The transcript is spliced from 9 exons. Gene Ontology annotation, biological process: cellular response to amino acid stimulus; regulation of autophagy; positive regulation of TOR signaling. Bases 1519 to 2424 code for a protein of 301 amino acids. The record is from RefSeq and is a predicted model, not a curated record. NCBI's taxonomy places the organism in Eukaryota, Metazoa, Chordata, Aves, Galliformes, Phasianidae. Gene Ontology annotation, molecular function: GTPase activity; GTP binding.
AGCCAUGAAGAAAAAGGUAAGCAGUUCGAUUUCCCUUCUCUGCCUGUAUUUGCUAUCGUGGCUACGUGUUCCCAUCUGUAUCUUGGGGUGUUCUGUGGCUGUCAGCUGCCUCCUGAGGGUCUCACGGCGUUUGCUUAACGUGCUGGAGAACAGUAUCAAAUCUGAGUUUGUUUGCUGGCGUGAGGGCAGGCUGGCAGCAGAACUGCACAUCCCCAGUAACGGCUACGUGAGUAUUUCUGUUACAUGUUGCGAAAACAGUCUGCUGACUGUGGGCUUCCUGCUGUGGCAGGGAAGAGGAUGUGCCCCAACCUGCUCUGCCGGCCUGGGGAGACCCUCUGGGUGUUGCAGGAACUGGUGUGGGCAGCUCCUCACUGCUCUGAGGGCUCCUGGCAGGGCGAGGCCAAACGCAGGGUGAGACAGCAGCGCUGUGCCUCGUGUGUCCCAGCAGUGAGCAAAUUCAGGUUAGCUCAGGCAGCGAUGUGAGGAGCCCUCGGCUCUCAUUCUGUGUUGGGUGAGGAUUGAGUUUCCUCUCUGGCCCUGCAUGCUGGUGUCUGACCUCCCCGAAAGGCCACUGUAGCCUGAUGCUUGGGGGUUAGGUUCCCUUGUAGGUUGGCUUGUGCUGUGUCUUGGAGCCACGCUGAGUGUCUGAAGGUGAUGUGAAGUAGGAGAUGCUGCUGUUCUUUUCCUGUUCUGCAUGGAGCUUUCUGAAGUCUGACUUCAGCUAGGCUGGUGGGUGUAACCUGAGCGGCCAACUGCUUUGAGAAGAGCCUUUGUCACAAAACAUUCAAGGUCCUUCUGGGCAAAGUGGGGGACUCUGAGUAAAUGUUCUGACUGCAUGGUCAGCUCCUUAUGAGAGGGGCCUUUGCCUCCUCUGUGAUGCUGCAGUUGUUCCCAGAAGAGCACCUUGUGCUACAGAGUGCUGCUGUCCAUGUUGCUCUGAGGCACUUGGAGCAAGGUCAGGACUGAGCAAGCUCCUUCCCAGGCAGCCCUUGGCACUGGACUAAUGCACCAGUGUUGGUUGUGCUCUCGUUAAACUGAUCCUUGACGAUAGAGCUGUUUUUCAGAGCUGUUGCCAAAGGCUGGAUUUGACUUUGUAACUGGAACUUGUUUCACAGCUGCUUUGGUGAGCAAGUCCACAUUGGCUGCCACCAGUUUUGUAUUUAUUUUUAGAUCACGAUGCUGAGUCUUGCCCUGUACAAUCGUUUCCUCCUCUUCUCCACUCAGCCAUCCCAUAGUUUGCUGCUGCCAAAGGUGCUGCUUCUCUUUUAGCCGGGGGAUCUGCAGACUGAAUUCUGGGAUGGAGACUGUUUUCCCUGCAUGGCGGCUUAGUGUACAUGAGCUGGGCUGUCCCAUUUGCUUUUAGCUUUCUUCUAGGGUUCUGACACCUGAAACUCAACAUGGAACUUGUAUUUCACUGCUAUCAGGGGAGAGAAACCAAGCUGUGUUAUGAAAAAGGAAAGAGCAAGAUUAGGAGAGAAGUAAUGAGUGGAGAAUGCCAGUGCUGAGUAGGUGCUGCUGAUGGGUAAAAGCGGGUCUGGGAAGACCAGCAUGAGGUCCAUUAUCUUUGCAAACUACAUUGCCAGAGACACACGACGCCUGGGUGCCACAAUUGAUGUGGAACACUCCCAUGUUAGAUUUCUAGGAAACCUGGUAUUAAACCUCUGGGACUGUGGAGGACAGGACACCUUUAUGGAGAACUACUUCACCAGUCAGCGGGACAACAUCUUCCGCAACGUAGAAGUCCUCAUCUAUGUCUUCGAUGUAGAAAGCCGCGAACUGGAGAAGGACAUGCACUACUACCAGUCAUGCUUGGAGGCAAUUCUUCAGAACUCUCCCGACGCAAAGAUCUUUUGUCUAGUGCACAAGAUGGACUUAGUGCAGGAGGAUCAGCGGGACUUGAUUUUUAAAGAGCGUGAGGAAGACUUGAGGCGCCUUUCCCGUCCUUUGGAAUGUGCUUGUUUUAGAACUUCCAUCUGGGAUGAAACGCUUUACAAGGCUUGGUCCAGUAUAGUCUAUCAGCUGAUCCCCAAUGUCCAGCAGCUGGAGAUGAACCUGAGGAACUUUGCUCAGAUCAUUGAGGCAGAUGAAGUGCUUUUGUUUGAGAGAGCCACUUUCCUGGUCAUUUCACACUAUCAAUGCAAAGAACAGCGGGAUAUCCACAGAUUUGAGAAAAUCAGCAACAUCAUAAAACAAUUCAAACUAAGUUGCAGUAAGCUGGCGGCUUCUUUCCAGAGCAUGGAGGUCAGGAACUCUAACUUUGCUGCUUUCAUUGACAUCUUCACAUCAAAUACAUAUGUGAUGGUGGUUAUGUCAGACCCUUCAAUACCUUCUGCAGCUACGCUGAUCAACAUCCGCAAUGCCAGAAAACACUUUGAGAAGCUGGAGAGAGUGGAUGGACCAAAGCACAGCCUGCUUAUGCGCUGAACAUUGGCCAAUGCACACGGUCUUUGGCAGGAGAAGAAGUGGAUUGGAACUACCUUUUUUCUUUUGUUUUUUAGGAGAAUCUAACAAUGUGGAUGUAUUUGUGGGCUUUGAAAUGAGUGUGCUGCUUACCACCGCAAUCUUUAUUGUUUCUCCUUUUAACGUUGGACACUAUCACACGGAUGAUGUCUGGAUACACUGCAGACCUUCAAAAGAGACUCCUGGCAUUUCUGGGGUUGGGAAGAAGUAAGGACAGGUGAUGUGCACGUGGUCUCAUGCUGCUGGUUGUCAGUGGCAUGUGGCAGAGCCUUUUUGGAUGUUUGCUCCCAGGUGAUCGUACAAAUCACAGGGAUGAAGUAUUUACUAUUUUAUUGGUAGGUUGCUAGAAUACAUUUAUAAAUUUCUCCUUGUCUUCAGUCAUGAAAAUAAAUUUUUUGCUACCAGGGAUUUCAGAUCCUGGAGCUUUGGAAA